AAAGACCAAACUAAACAAAUCCAAAGAAAAACAUUUGAAUCAAAAAAACGUGAGGAUUAAGGAAUCAAAGUAAAAGACCAAGUUCAAUUCCUUCCCUUUCAAUAAGUUAUGACGUUAAGGUUUUGAUCAUAACCAGACCAACCAUUAGCUUAAUAAGGCCAUUCUCUCAGAUGCAUUGUUAAGUCCUUCAAAUACAGGUUCUUUUGUAGAGCAUCGUCCCAGACUUAUACUAAGGUUUAUAAUCCAAGCUAGAAUUGUUCUUAUAAAAUAGAGUAGUACGUGCUUGCCAUGAGCUUUAUAGUGGAGCUCCCAAGCUAGAUGUCACUCCGAAGUUUUUGAUGAUGGAUUCCUCUUCUGAUAACCACAAAACUCAAAAGGGAGGAACCUCGACCUCAAGUGUUCCUGCUAAUGGGGAUAUGUUUGGACGAGUUGUAAAUGGUACUGGUGAGACUGAAGGCAAGCGGCUAGCGUUUUUAGUGGAGUGGUUAAAUAGUAUACUUCCUGAUUUAGGUUUACCAGAAACUGCUUCAGAUGAGGACUUGAGAUCAGUAUUGAUUGAUGGUACCAUUUUAUGUCGGCUAUUGAACAGGCUUAGACCUUGUUCUGUUGAUGAGGUUAAUAGAUCCGAUCAGAACUCAGUGCCAAGCUCAGAAAAUGUCGCAAGGUUCUUGGCUGCUGUUGAUUCAUUAGGCCUGCCCCAGUUUAAUAUGGCGGAUCUAGAGAAGGGAUCUAUGAAGACUGUUAUAGAUUGUCUUUUAACACUUAGAACACGACUUGGGUCAAGUGUUGCAGCAGACGGUUUUUCUCUGUUUAGUCCAACUGGUAACUAUGACAGCCCUCGAAGAGAUUUAUCUUCCCGUGGAUUUAGUUCUCCGUUAACUGUAGAAGAGAGGCAGAAGGUCUUGUCUGAGUCAAAAUUUCAACGUUCAUUGCGUAGUCCUGUUAUGUCAGAGCCAUCAGCAGGAUUAAUGCAUCAUGUUGGACAUAAGUUCCAUGAGGUAUUUCAGGUGAAACAAGGACGCUACGCAGAUCUUCCUGCUGCAAAGAUCUCAGAAAUGAUGAAAUCCAACAGUUUAGAUUAUCUCUUGUUGCAGAAUGCUCCGACUCAGUCCCUUUUGAGCGUUGUAAAUGGAAUUCUUGACGAAAGCGUUGAAAGAAAUAAUAGUGAAAUACCUCAUCGUGUGGCUUGUCUACUGAGAAAAGUUGUCCAGGAAAUUGAGCGCCGCAUAUCAACUCAAGCAGAGCAUUUAAGAACUCAAAACAAUCUUUUCAAGGCUCGUGAAGAGAAAUACCAGUCAAGAAUCAGAGUACUUGAAGCCCUUGCAUCCGGAACCAAUGAGGAAAGCGAGCUUUUUAGGAACCAUCUUCAGCAAAUGAAGAGUGAGAGGACCAAAAUUGAAGAAAAAAAGAAAGCUGAUGAUGAGGAUGUGAUCAGAUUGAAGAAAGAGAAGGAGCAUAGUAACCUUCAAAUUUCAGGACUGAAGCAAGAGUUGGAUAUAGCCAAAAAGACAUAUGACUUGCGUUGCUUGCAAAUGGAAACAGACGCGAGAGGUGUUAAAGCAGCACUUGAAGAAAGGGUAAAAGACCUUGAACGCCUCUUGGCAGAUUCAAGGAAUAAGGUGAAAGAGCUGGAGGAAAACUCUGAGUCAAAACAUCAGGUUUCUAACGAAACUUUAAAGCUUGAAGAAAAGGUAAAAGAACUUGAACGCCUCUUGGAAGCUUCAAGGAAUAAAGUGAAAGAACUUGAGGAAAGCUCAGAGUCAAAAUAUCAGUUUUCCCAAGGUCAGCUUGAAGAGCGGGUGAAAGAACUUGAAAAUCUCUUGGCAGAUUCAAGGAAAAAGGAGAAAGAGCUUCAGGCAAAUUCUGAGUCAAAAUGUCAGAGUUGGAUUAAGAAAGAGCGUGUUUACCAUAACUUUAUGGAAUUUCAACUUGGUUCUUUGAAGGAAUUGAGGCUAUCUUCUGUGUCCAUUAAGCAAGAAAUAAUGAAGGCAGAACGAAGCUACACGAGUGAAUUUGAUCAUUUAGGAGUGAAGCUUCAAGCAUUAGCAGAUGCAGCCGAGAAUUAUCAUUCACUUUUGGCUGAAAAUAGGAGGCUGUUUAAUGAAAUUCAGGAUUUAAAAGGAAACAUCAGAGUAUAUUGCCGAAUAAGACCAUUUCUGCCUGGACAGAAGGAGAAAAGAACAUUGGUAGAACAUGUUGGUGACAAUGGAGAACUGGUAGUUGCAGACCGCUCCAGACCAGGGAAAGAUGGUCAUCGAUUGUUCAAGUUUAAUAAGGUCUAUGGUUCAGAUGCAACUCAAGCUGAAGUAUACACUGAUACCCAACCGUUUAUAAGAUCUGUACUUGACGGAUAUAAUGUGUGUAUCUUUGCUUAUGGUCAAACUGGAUCUGGAAAAACCUACACAAUGACUGGUCCUAACAAUGCAACUAAGGAGAACUGGGGGGUCAACUAUAGAGCCUUAAAUGACCUUUUUGAUGAUUCUCAGCAAAGAAAAAGCUCCAUUAUGUAUGAAAUUGGUGUUCAAAUGGUUGAAAUAUACAAUGAACAAGUGCGCGAUUUGCUAUCAAGUGAUGGUACUCCGAAAAAACUCGGGAUUAUGACUCAUUCUCAACCCACUGGGUUAGCUGUGCCGGAUGCUACUAUGCACCCUGUCAAAUCAACCUCAGAUGUCAUUAAAUUAAUGGAUAUAGGAUUUAAGAACCGAGCUGUUAGUGCCACUGCCCUCAACGAAAGAAGUAGUCGCUCUCAUAGUGUUCUUACAGUUCAUGUACGAGGGACGGAUCUGAAGACUAGUUCUGCUUUGGUCGGCAAUCUUCAUCUUGUAGAUUUGGCAGGAAGUGAAAGGGUAGAUCGCUCUGAGGUUACUGGAGAUAGACUUAAGGAAGCACAACAUAUAAACAAAUCAUUAUCUUCACUUGGAGAUGUCAUAUUUGCUCUUGCACAGAAGAGCCCUCAUGUACCAUACAGAAAUAGCAAGCUUACUCAAGUCCUUCAAAGCUCUCUCGGUGGACAAGCAAAAACACUUAUGUUUGUGCAGCUUAAUCCUGAAACAAGUUCAUAUUCUGAAAGUUUAAGUACUCUAAAGUUUGCUGAGAGGGUUGCUGGAGUAGAGCUAGGGGCGGCAAAAAGCAACAAAGAGGGCAGGGAUGCUAGGGAGUUGAUGGAACAGGUGGCAAUUCUCAAAGACACUAUAUCGAAGAAGGAUAAUGAGAUAGAACGACUGCAUUUACUUAAAGAUAUCCGAGUGGAGAAGCGUCGGACAGGCUCGUUAAGUUCUGAAACUGAUUCCCAGCAGUCCAUGCAUGACCUUAAACACCAAAAUAAUACACUCCGGCGAUCAAAGGUUGCCGGAGGUGACAUAGGUCAGAAUAAUUCUGCGGAUGCUGAGAUGUUAGGAUUUGGAGAGGCAGAUUAUGAGGAGAAAUUAAGUGACUUAUCUGACGGUGGUCUUUCUGGUGGAACAGAAACUGAUGGCUCUGCCUCUGCUGACAGUACGAGCUAUUCUGAAAGCACAAAAUCAGAUAGCUUAGAAAACAGGCCGAGAGGGGUUACUAGGAUUCCCCGACCUUGGUCAAAACCAGCAGUAACUUCCUCAUCUAUGAUGUUAGGAUCAAAAAGCUCUCCGAAAGUUUCAUCAGGUCUAAAAAAAAGUAGCAGCUCUUCCUCACUGAAACCAGCUUCUAAACGAUGGCAAUAAUCAGAAGCCAGUCGUUACAAUUUCUUCUUUUCUCUCAUUUUUCGUAUACAUGUAUAGUUUUUCUUUGAUAAUUAGCAUAUACUUUUGUUGCUUUCCAAUCCCACUUGGUGAUUUAGGUGUAAUUAUUCUGAGGUUUAAAGCUCAUCUACAUGCUUCUUCUUCUUCUUUUACUUGGAAUAUCUCAUUCCAAAUUUGCCUGUUUCAGUCAUGAGUCUUGUACUGAUUGAAGAAACGGAGUUUGUGUUUAUAGACUUCAAUUUUGAACUGAAGAAGAAAAUGAAAAUGUAUAUAGCAUUGUCCUGUGUACAAGUAAUGGUGAAUCCUAUGGCCAUGGAAUCUUGUACUAAAACCAUUGCUUUACGUUCAUAGAGACACUGACCCAACACAAGUUUCAGCACAAUAGAGUGGACCUGUUGAGCUAUAGCAGGCAAUGCAAUAAUGGAGGUACUAAACGAUGCACCAACCUAAGGCAUACAAGGCAAAAGUUUCCAAACUACAAGUUCGGCUUUUAUGGUGAAAUGAUCUUGUUUCUCACGAGGCUGCUUUC
This is a messenger RNA of Rosa chinensis, 4245 nucleotides long. RefSeq names its product kinesin-like protein KIN-14P. NCBI's taxonomy places the organism in Eukaryota, Viridiplantae, Streptophyta, Magnoliopsida, Rosales, Rosaceae. Gene Ontology annotation, biological process: microtubule-based movement. Gene Ontology annotation, molecular function: microtubule motor activity; microtubule binding; ATP binding. The transcript has 24 exons. Bases 339 to 3698 code for a protein of 1119 amino acids. The record is from RefSeq and is a predicted model, not a curated record.